AGUCUAUAAAAAGGCAGUUGCACAGUAAGUAAUUUAUACGUGGUUAGUCUUGACUGUAUGGAUUUACUAAUUCCUUUUCCUCUACUUUUGUCAUCUAUUCCCUCCAAGGACUCCCUAGCCCCAGAUGUCGGGAGAGGAGGGGGGCUGAAACUUCUGCUCUCUGGAGGAAAGGUUGUAGGCGAUGAAGAGGAAGAGCAGCUGAAGGAGCAGCUCUGGGUCUUCUGCCUUUUGGAAAAUGCAUUUAGCCUGCUCCUUGGCAAGUCCCUCAGAAAGAACAGAACGUGUUUGGUCGCAGAAAUGAACAUGUCCUCUCAACUGUAUGUUUCUGAACUAAACCUGAGUGCCUUUGUUAGCAACUUUACUGUGCCUACUGUCAAGAGCAAGUCAUCGCCAUGUGAGCAAGUAGUUAUUGCAGCUGAGGUGUUCCUAACUCUGGGCAUUGUAAGCCUCCUUGAAAAUAUCUUAGUUAUAUGUGCAAUAGUUAAGAACAAGAACUUGCACUCACCCAUGUAUUUUUUUGUUUGCAGUUUAGCAGUGGCUGACAUGCUGGUUAGUGUGUCUAAUGCUUGGGAAACCAUAACAAUAUACUUAAUAAACAAUAGACACAUAAUUAUGGAAGAUGCCUUUGUCCGUCAUAUAGACAAUGUCUUUGAUUCAAUGAUCUGCAUAUCUGUGGUGGCUUCCAUGUGCAGUUUGCUGGCUAUAGCAGUAGACAGAUAUGUCACUAUCUUCUAUGCCCUGCGUUAUCACAACAUCAUGACAGUGAAAAGAUCAGGUCUUAUUAUUGCAUGCAUCUGGACCUUUUGUACAGGCUGUGGGAUUAUCUUCAUUCUUUAUUAUGAAUCAACUUAUGUGAUCAUUUGUCUCAUCACUAUGUUUUUUACCAUGUUGUUCCUCAUGGUCUCACUGUACAUCCAUAUGUUCCUUCUGGCUCGUACUCAUGUGAAGAAAAUAGCUGCUUUGCCUGGGUACAACUCUGUCCAUCAAAGAACCAGCAUGAAAGGAGCUAUCACUCUGACUAUGCUUCUUGGCAUCUUCAUUGUUUGCUGGGCUCCAUUCUUCCUUCAUCUCAUACUGAUGAUAUCCUGCCCUCAAAACCUCUACUGUGUUUGCUUCAUGUCUCACUUCAACAUGUACCUCAUUCUCAUUAUGUGCAACUCAGUGAUUGAUCCCUUGAUCUAUGCCUUUCGUAGCCAGGAAAUGAGGAAGACCUUCAAAGAGAUAAUUUGUUGCUAUAGCCUGAGAAUGGUCUGUGGAUUAUCAAACAAGUAUUAAGAAAAUAAAACCAUACCAGGGAAGAGAAUGUAAAUGCAACAUCUCGCUGCAUCUUGUAAUUCUGCUGAAGUGUUUAUGGAAUAUCUUUCUCCAAUCAGCUAUCAUGAUUUCUACGGCAAUCAGAAAGCAUUUUUUAAUACGUGAUUUUACCUUUCGUUCCCUCCACACACCUCUCACAUGGGUGGUAGGAGCUACUCAAUGCAUCUGUAUUAUGGGGAGAAAGAAUAUUUUGAAUAUCAUUUACCCUGUUGAAGACUGGAUCUUAUAAGAGGAUUGCAACAAGUGUGACCUGCCAUGCUAAUGAGCCCAUCAGUGUCUCAGUGUUUCUCAUUGUAUUCUUUGUCUCUCUAGAUAUAGCAUGGUUUAUUUUGAUGCUCAGAAUUAACAGUUUUUUUACUAUUUCCUUCUGAAGACAAUAAACCAGAGAAGUAGCUCAAAUUAUCAGGGUUCACACACCUUGCUCAACAGUUAGGACUAAUAUAUAUGCACAUAUCAGCAGUCUUGUAUUCCAGUCAUGACUGCUACUGUCUUAAAAUAUGUAUUAUGUAAGAGGACAGUGUUACCAUGAGAUUUGCCAGGUUGAAUACAGUAUUUUUUUAUAUCUGACUAUAUGUCCUCUUGUCACUGUGGGGUAAGAUAUACCAUAGGUGAAUUUUAAGGCUGAAUAUGAAGACUGAUCUGAUUCUGUUUGUCUGUUUUCUUUAUUCACCAGGGCUAGGGAAAUAAAGGGUACAUUUAAGGUCAUGUAAUGCCUGAAAAGUGGAAAGAAUAUCCCUUGUGUUGUGGUUUAGGGAUGCUCUAAGACUGUCAUGGUCAGUGGAAGAACUAUGAUUGAUUCAGUGGGCUUUAGGUUAUACCUCCAAUGUGGAAAUUCUUAUCAGGUGUUAGGAAAAUUUUUUUACCACAGGGGUGGUCAAACAUAGGAACAGGUGCCCAGUGGUUAUACAAUCACUAUCCUUGGAGAUAUUCAGAACUUGACUGACACAGCCCUGAACAAUCUUCUCUGAGUUGAAAUCUGACUCUAGCUUAGAAGUUGGCCUUGUUUUGAAUGAUUAUGGAUAGAUGAUAUCCACAGGUCCCUUCCAGCUCAAAUUAUUCUGUCAUUCUAUGAAACAGAUUGCGUAUUAUGAUAAAAUUAUAUUUUUUUUUCCCCUCCCAAUUGAAUCUCUUGUGUAAGAAGAAUUGUAAAAGAUUCUUGUCCACACAUUUAGAAAUAUAGCAUACUUUGUGUCUUCAUUUCCUUUGGAGGUCUCUGGCAGGAUAAGUAGGGUACAUCUUUAGCAUCAGAGUUAUAUAUUUUGUCUGCUGCACCUUAAAAUAUAUACUGCCUCCAGCUCACACAUAUCUCUCUCUGACAUGAGUGGGGAUGUUAUUUUGAGUGGAGACACCUUAUUAUGUGGACUGUAAAUAUAAUGGUUAUAUCAGUGCACUGGGCGCUGGAAUUUUCUUUCAGCUAUAUCUGAAAACAGGAUUUCAAAGGUAUGUUUGUGGUUGGUACUGAGAAUCUUGGCUUGUUUAAGUCCACCUCUUAACCCUAUCCAUAAAUGGCACCUAAGAGUGGGCUCUUGCUGCUAUGAAUGUAAAUAACAAAAGGAGACACUUCAAUUGCAUAGUGAAAGGCACCAGCUGAUGUAAAUAAAUCAUUAAAUCUUCACUAGGUAUUGCAAAUAAGACAGUCUUGUACAUAAUUGCAAAUUGAUAAAGAGGAAGCCAAAACUGUAAUAGCUUUGGGUAUUUUCUUGAAUUGUACAUUACCUUUUUUGUUGGAAGUUUAUUUGAUGUUUAAGCAGAUAU
Molecule: messenger RNA, 3069 nt
Organism: Tyto alba (common barn owl)
Lineage: Eukaryota; Metazoa; Chordata; Aves; Strigiformes; Tytonidae
Gene: MC5R
Product: melanocortin 5 receptor
Exons: 2
Coding region: 58-1275 (405 amino acids)
Biological process (GO): G protein-coupled receptor signaling pathway
Cellular component (GO): membrane
Molecular function (GO): melanocortin receptor activity
Source: RefSeq, a predicted model, not a curated record